AUGUCAGAACUCGAUCACAACAAUCAUCACAAAGCAAAUUCUACAAAUGAACUCAUCGAAGUCUACACUUUGGACGGUAAACCAACAGGAACCGCUCAACCAAGAUCAAAAAUACAUUCCGAAGGAAUUUGGCAUAAAACUGUUCAUACAUGGAUUUUAGAAACAUCUACGAAACGUCUACUCAUUCAGAAAAGAUCUCCACAUAAAUUGAAUCAUCCAAAUAUGUGGGAUGUUUCAUCGGCUGGACACAUGUCGUUUGGUCAACAACCACCGGAAGCUGCCGUUCGUGAAGUUGAGGAGGAAUUAGGAUUGACCAUUACUCCUGAAGAAUUAGGUUCUCCAAUUGAUACACUCCGUGUGCAAUUUGUUUUAAACGGAGGAACCUAUAUCGAUAAUGAAUUUAUUGAUGUCUUUUUGGUGAAGAGAGAACAUGUAGAUUUGAAUGCUUUAAAAUUGCAAGCUGAAGAAGUUUGUGACGCCCAACUCAUUCACUAUGCAGUAUUGGAGCAUUGUUACAAAAUCAAGCAUCCUGAAUUUGUAAUUUUCGAACAACACUCAGACGAAUUUGCAGAGAGGUUUUUCAAACAUUUGAGACAAGUCAUUGUUGAGGAGAGCGAUGAUUUGAAUUUGGAAAAACAUUGGCCUUCUUUCAUUCGCAAGAUUCAAGUUUAA
This is a messenger RNA of Naegleria lovaniensis, 672 nucleotides long. RefSeq lists its product as uncharacterized. Bases 1 to 672 code for a protein of 223 amino acids. Gene Ontology annotation, molecular function: isopentenyl-diphosphate delta-isomerase activity. Gene Ontology annotation, biological process: isopentenyl diphosphate biosynthetic process. The record is from RefSeq and is a predicted model, not a curated record. NCBI's taxonomy places the organism in Eukaryota, Heterolobosea, Eutetramitea, Acrasida, Naegleriidae. The transcript has a single exon. Gene Ontology annotation, cellular component: cytoplasm.